Carassius gibelio (silver crucian carp) is the source of this 2071-nucleotide messenger RNA. Its product is annotated as GTPase HRas-like. The record is from RefSeq and is a predicted model, not a curated record. The transcript has 5 exons. NCBI's taxonomy places the organism in Eukaryota, Metazoa, Chordata, Actinopteri, Cypriniformes, Cyprinidae. Bases 324 to 887 code for a protein of 187 amino acids. Gene Ontology annotation, biological process: Ras protein signal transduction. Gene Ontology annotation, cellular component: plasma membrane. Gene Ontology annotation, molecular function: GTPase activity; GDP binding; GTP binding.
CCCUCCUCGCCCUCAAUGAAUCUGGGAGAGUCUUAGCCAAGAGGAGCUAAUGCCUCCACGGGCGGAUUUAUUUGGGUUAUCGUGAAAUUUGUACAGAGUAGGGACAACAUAGUUUAAAAUAAUACGUUUUUAGUGUGUUUUUUAACGGGUGGGUUUUAAUCAGCCCGAUUUUUUCCAGCCUGUCUUCGACUCCAGGGAGAGUUUAGUUGUCUGGUCGAUCGUAAUGUGGCUCAGGGGCUAAUCCUUGGACUUCAUUCAAUACUAACUCAUCUCGAGGCGCUACGUUGGCGCCAGCCGAACUGAUUUAACAACCAGACGGGAGAAUGACAGAAUACAAGCUGGUCGUUGUUGGGGCUGGUGGUGUUGGGAAAAGUGCACUGACCAUCCAGCUCAUUCAGAAUCACUUUGUAGACGAGUAUGACCCUACUAUUGAGGAUUCUUACAGAAAGCAGGUUGUAAUUGACGGAGAGACAUGUUUGCUGGACAUCCUGGACACCGCAGGUCAGGAGGAGUACAGUGCCAUGAGAGACCAGUAUAUGAGGACAGGAGAGGGCUUUCUGUGUGUGUUUGCCAUCAACAAUGCAAAGUCCUUUGAGGACGUACAUCUUUACAGGGAGCAAAUAAACCGUGUCAAAGACAGUGACAAUGUCCCGAUGGUGCUGGUGGGAAACAAAAGUGACCUGGCCUCUCGUACUGUAGAGACGCGUCAAGCCCAAGAGCUCGCCAGAAGUUACGGCGUCCCGUUUGUCGAAACAUCUGCCAAGACGCGACAGGGAGUUGAAGAGGCGUUUUACUCUCUGGUGCGGGAGAUCCGAAGAUACAAGGAGACGAACCGCAGCAAUAAGAAAAGCAAAAAACAUACACCGAGACGUUGCACUCUUUUAUAGCACUGCAUCCCCUGGGAUUAGCCAUACACACACACACACACACACACACUACUGUAGCAUUACACACACAUACACACCCCAUUUCCUUCUCUUACCACUCUCUUUUACGCCACCAGCCUUUGAGGAAUAGGAAGCUGACUGGCUGUUUGUAUGUAUGUGAGCAUGAGACCUCAAUGAGAAUCGAGCCACUGUGGAAUUGAUUUGGAAAAGACAUUUUUUGAUGGGACUAUCGAACUUGGAUAAAAUAGUCUCGAGUGGACUCAUCAACCUUAUGCUGCUGCUUCCCCUUCUGUGCUAGGAGGACCUGAUGUGUGUCAUAGUUCUACAGUCAUACUUCAGAAUCAAAGCAGCAAGGAACUUUGACAUUUACAACAAAUUAAUGAGGUGGUGAAGGGAUAUACUUUAAGUGGGUAAUGGGUAACUCUUUCUAAGUAAGCCUGAUCCUAUCUCAUCUCCUCAAAACUUCAUAAGCCAAUCAGCAUAUCUGCUGGGUUCUGUUAACAGUGGUUGGGAAUGAGGAAGCUCAGAAGUCCCCUGAAGUGUUUGUGGCCUGUGGGAAAGCACUGUAGAACAAGUGGCCACCGCAUUCAAAACCACUGAUACAAUGUUUUGUACUCCUUAAGAAGUAUUUCCACCUCAUUCAAUGUGAGAUUUAUCUAAAAAAUAUUUUCAGUUUUCCACCCGGUUUUUCUUUGCAUUUGUCAACAUCCCAGAAUCCAUUUCUCCCUAGAUUUUUAUUGUUCUCAUGGCUUGGACUAAAACUUAGCUGUCCUGCACCUAAUGUAGCCCUUCUAUAAUUAUAUAAUUCUGAAAAAUCAAGCUUGCUUUUUUAUUUUUCCCAGUAGUAUUUUAUGGUAAAGUCUUGUAUUUUUGUAAAAGAUAAUAUUGAACCAUUUCAGUACACAUACCAACAUUGUAUUGGACAUUAACAUUUCAUUUAUUAUGAUGAAUUGUGUAAAAUGCCAGUAGUCCCUACCUGCAACGAGGUUUGGUUGGGGAGGGCAAUAUAUAUUUUUUUCAGUUUCUCUAUUUUUAUUUUUAUUAUUUCUUUUUUUAGAUUGACAGGAGAGAUGGUAAUAGUUUUGGUUAAGGGUAAACAUGUGACCAAAGCUUGUGAUUGAUGCAUUCCCUUUGCCACAUUGAUAACUGUAGUUAUGUUUUGUGAAUAAAGAGACUUUUGGCUA